AUGCAAGGAGAAGGAAAGGAGAGCAAGAUGGGUUUCUUCUUGGAGCAGGGAUCUUCAGAGCUUUUACUUGAGAAUGCCCAUGUGAAACAAGAGAUGAAUGCCACGUGGUUCAAAGAUGGCCCAAUACGGUAUAAUCCGGAGAUUGGACUACCGGAAUACCAUAUAAUGUCAUUGGAGCAUGAUUACUGUAAUGGUGUGUUCCACUAUACAAUCACACCGGAUUCCUACCGAGUUGGCGACUUCAGCUGUUUACUAGGAGUGGUGAACUUGAAAAGAGCCAUUGGUUACCACCUUGUUCAGAGUUACAUACCAACUGGGCUGAUCGUAGCAAUCUCUUGGGUUUCGUUCUGGAUUGAUCGACGAGCAGUUCCUGCUAGAGUCUCAUUGUCCUUUACGACAUUACUGACGUUGAGCACACAGGGUAACGGCAUCAGAUAUGCUCUGCCGGCUGUUUCCUAUGCUAAAGCUUUAGACUACUUCUAUGGAGUUUGCAUGCUCUUCAUCUUCGGUGUAUUGUUGGAGUUUGCAAUGGUGAACAGCUAUAUGAGGAAGGCAAAUAAGUACAAUAAUAUGGCCGAGAAGAUGCAGAACGGGUACAAUGGUAACAAACAUAUUCUAUUGCCAACAGACUGUGAUUCCGAAUAUGAUGAGGGUCCAACAAAGUACUACCCACAUGUUCCCAAGAAUUCUGCCCAUCUCAUGUACAAAGCCUUACGGUAUUCGCGGCGAGCACUAGCUAUUGACAAAGCUGCGCGAUUUGCAUUUCCUUCUGUAUUUGCACUCUUUAACGUCAUCUACUGGAUGUACUACUUAAAAGACGAUGAGGAUCAUCAAUAG
This is a messenger RNA of Cylicocyclus nassatus, 837 nucleotides long. Lineage: Eukaryota; Metazoa; Nematoda; Chromadorea; Rhabditida; Strongylidae. The record is from the annotation of a GenBank genome assembly.